Molecule: messenger RNA, 4181 nt
Organism: Mya arenaria
Lineage: Eukaryota; Metazoa; Mollusca; Bivalvia; Myida; Myidae
Product: PDZ and LIM domain protein Zasp-like
Exons: 9
Coding region: 102-1337 (411 amino acids)
Biological process (GO): muscle structure development; actin cytoskeleton organization; heart development
Cellular component (GO): filamentous actin; adherens junction; stress fiber
Molecular function (GO): actin binding; muscle alpha-actinin binding
Source: RefSeq, a predicted model, not a curated record
CGUCACAGCUGUGUCUCACAUUCUUAGUCAGAGUACUUAGCGAGUGAGGAGGAGAGAGUGGAAUUGCAUUUUCGGAUAUUUUCAUUUUGGAGUUAAUAACUAUGGGAGACGAACAGCCGGAAACCUUCAUGGUGCGUCUGCAAAGGCCAGACUCGGGCCUGUCAUGGGGAUUUCGGUUACAGGGUGGCGUGGACUUCAACACGCCACUCUCUGUUCAAGUGGUUCAACCCAAGAGUGUGGCGGACAGAUGUGGUUUACGAGCUGGAGAUGGAAUCAUCACCAUCAACAAGACCAACACAGAUGGACUGACGCACGAACAGGCAAAAAUGGAGAUCAUCCGCUCAUGCAAUGAUAUAGACAUGGUGGUCAUGAGGGGCGCUGUACAGAUCUGGCGCCCAAAGGUGACACCAAUGUCUGAUCUCAUGCCAACCGAGAAGCCCCAGCCCAUACAGACAGCCACAGGGGACCAGCUGUACACUGUCCAGAAAACCUCCCUCGCCAGGGACCAAGUAGAUGAGUCAUCCAAUAUUGGAAGCUCAUACAACCGGUCAGCAAAACCAUUCGGGGGUGCCCGGUUACAGAUGCAGCCCCAGCAACCACCCCAGCCACAGUAUGGCAGUGCACAGCCUGACUAUGGGCAGCAAUAUCAGCAGCAGGCCCCAGAAUCACCAAAGCGGGCUGUGCCCAAUGUAGUACAUGCUCAGUUUAAUUCUCCCAUUGGCUUGUACUCAGCAAGUAACAUUGCCAAAACAUACUCUUCACAGACAUCUGCCAUUCAGCAGGAAAUUGAAAACCUUGAUGUGAAUGAUGCCCCUCUCGGCACUAAGAUGACAGGAACCUACCAACGUCUCGACUCAAACCCCAAUCAGUCAUUUGGAACACAAUAUGGCUCCCCAAGUUCAGGUGAACAGGCAUCAGAGUCACCCACAGGCUUGCCUGACAGCCCAUCUGAAUCCAAUGAACGCUUGUCUGGUCAAGAGAAUGGAGUGAAUAGUGACGAGCAUGAAAAUUCUCAAACUAACACAACAAUUAAUAACAGUGGUCCCUCUGGUUUCCGGUCUGUGACGGCUCCCACAGCAAUGUCAAACCCUGCCCCACCUCCCAAGCAGGAGAACAUGCACUGUACUGGCUGCACAAACCUCGUCACGGGUGUAUUUGUGCGAAUCAAGGGAAUGCCAUAUCACGAGAAAUGCUUCAAAUGUGUCAGAUGCGGGGUCUUUUUGAAACAGAAAGGUUAUUUCAUGAUUGAGGGUCAACUUUACUGCGAGAUUCAUGCGAGGCAGACAGCCCAGUCUCCAGGGGAGAACAUGAAAUAUGCAGGAGCUGUUUAUAGAUAAAUGAUCAAAUGAUGACUAAAAUAUAUGAAUUCAGAUCCAGAUGAGUGAAGUAGUUUCCAUAGUAACCAGUGUGUACCUGAUGACCCCGACAAUUCAUUGUGUGUUCUAUAUUUAAGAAAAAAAAUAAAUAAUAUGUAUACUACAUUUUUUUGUAUGUAAUACAUUUCAUAAACUUAUCCAAUCCCAUACGAGUUCAUAUAUGUAUUGUAAAAGGGUACUUUUUGAAAGAAUUAUAUUUAAUUGUGAAUUAUGAAUACUAAUGUUCUUAUUGGUCAUUUUUCAACAUUACAGAAUAUGAUGGUAACUCUAGUCAAAAAUACAGGAAGUAUUCUGAACACAGUUUUGUUCAAUCAUAGUUCAUACUUGUGAAUUUAAUUGUAAUUCUGAAUCAACAGCCAUUUUCACAACACAGAUAACACACAUUUUAUUCCAAAGCAUGUUAUUAGUGAAACCUAUUUAGUUCUGGGGUGAUAUAUAUGCUGCACAAGGUGUUAAGAGUGAAUGUUUAUGAUAUUAUUUUACCUUUAACUGAUCCAUGUCCACACAUUUUGAUGAGCACAAACAUUUGGCCAUCCUCACUCUGCAUAUUGUUUAGUGCAGUAGUCUUUUAUAGAGCAUAUUCUUGUAGCCACCACAAUUAACCAAAAAAGUUAAUAAAUUAAUUGAAAAAAAAGGUACAAUUACAAAAGUGCGUUGAAUAUGGCAGGAUGAUAAAGGAUAGAGAUAUUUAGUAUGAAUUUACAUGUAUAUCGUUAAGUGCCAAUUUAUUGUUAAUGUUUGUGAUUUGUAUAUGUUUGUAUACUGGUGCUAUGUCAUUAUAUGAAUGGUUUGUUGAUAUUUAAAUUAUUUUGUAAUAUGUACAGGUUUUAUGAUGUUACAGUGAUAUUUUACGAUUGUCCCUCCCCACUGCUCCCCACCUCUCUCGCGCCAGCUAUUAAUGCCAUUAUUUUCUCUCUGAACAAACUGUUAUGAUUGGAAAAUAAACCUGACCAACUGACAAUCAAACUUUUAGCAAGUAUUUAAAAUACAAUGCAAGCUUUUCAAAGUUUUGUUCAUGUUGGCCUUCACACAACUAUAAAAAAGAUAAAAAAAUAAUAUCACUUAUGAUGAUAUUGAGAAUUAUUAUACCCCCACAAACGAAGUUUGAGGGGGUAUAUAGGAGUGAGCUUGUCGGUCGGUCGGUCGGUCGGUCGGUCGGUCGGUCUGUCGGUUUUCAUGGUUUCCGGACGAUAACUCAUGAAAGGCUAGACAGAUUUGAAAAAUUUUUGGUACACAGGUGUAACAUCAUAAGAUACAGGUCAAGUUCGAUAUUGGGGCUGGUGGGGCCAAGGUCAAGGUCACUGUUACUAAAAAUAGAAAAACGGUUUCCGGACAAUAACUCAUGAAAGGCUUAACAGAUUUGAAAAAAUUUUGGUACACAGGUGUAACAUCAGAAGAUACAGGUCAAGUUCGAUAUUGGGCUGGUGGGGCCAAGGUCAAGGUCACUGUUACUAAAAAUUGAAAAACGGUUUCCGGACGAUAACUCAUGAAAGGCAAGACAGAUUUGAAAAAAUUUUGGUACACAGGUGUAACAUCAGAAGAUACAGGUCAAGUUUGAUAUUGGGGCUGAUGGGGCCAAGGUCAAGGUCACUGCUACUAAAAAUAGAAAAAUGGUUUCCGGACGAUAACACAUGAAAGGCUUGACAGAUUUGAAAACCUUUGGGUACACAGGUGUAACAUCAGAAGAUACAGGUCAAGUUCGAUAUUGGGGCUGGUGGGGCCAAGGUCAAGGUCACUGUUACUAAAAAUAGAAAAACGUUUUCCGGACGAUAACUCAUGAAAGGCUUGACAGAUUUGAAAAUUUUUUGGUACACAGGUGUAACCUCAGAAGAUACAGGUCAAGUUCGAUAUUGGGGCUGGUGGGGCCAAGGUCAAGGUCACUGUAACUAAAAAUAGAAAAACGGUUUCCGGACGAUAACUCAUGAAAGGCUAAACAGAUUUGAACAAUUUUUGGUACACAGGUGUAACAUCAGAAGAUACAGAUCAAGUUCGAUAUUGGGGCUGGUGGGGUCAAGGUCACUGUUACUAAAAAUAGAAAAAUGGUUUCCGGACGAUAACUCAUGAAAGGCUUAACAGAUUUGAACAUUUUUUGGUACACAGGUGUACCUUUCAGAAGAUACAGGUCAAGUUUGAUAUUGGGGCUGGUGGGGCCAAGGUCAAGGUCACUGUUACUAAAAAUAGAAAAAUGGUUUCUGCUUCAUAACUUUAAUUGGGCAUGAGAUAUUGUGAUGAAACUUGCUGUAUAGGCAGCCUCUGUGAAGACAAUGCUUGUGAUUGAAAAUGGGGCCAGUGGAGUAAAGGUUUUUGUGCACUGUUACGAAAAUAGAAAAACGGUUUCCGGACAAACAAUACAUGCAUGAUAAAAGAAGAUGCAGUGUGCAGUAACCUUGGAGUUAUGGCCUCUUUUUAAAGGAAUGGUUUGCCAUUCCUGUGUCCAGGCGGCAUUUGGGGGUAUUCGUCACUCCUGUGACAGCUCUAGUUGUUAUUAAAAUGAGGAAAGAUAGCUAAAUACCAAAUGAUUCCUUACACAAUUCACAGCGUUCAAGUGUUGAUAGGGUUGUCAUUUAAAGUUUAGAAAUCUUUUUGGACUGUUUUCAUCACAUUGUCUCGGGGUAUUAACAAAUUAAAGUCAUAAUAAAUAUUUAAUAUUACUGACAAAGCAGUUGUGUUCUCUAUGUUAUGGUAACAAUGCUUUGCUGCUUGUUGGCCCCUUUAUACAGCCACACUAGCUUUUAAAACAUGUAUGUAAUUCUGCAAUAUAUUCUUAUAUUUCUUUAGAAUAUGAAUAAAUUGUUUUUAUUUUCA